AUGAGAUUAGUGAUUUUCCUGGACGAUAUUCUGAUCAUGAAUCAGACCAAGGAGGGGGCAUUGAAAGAUGGCGAAAGAGCAGUCAAUUUGCUAGAAAGUUUAGGGUUUCUGAUAAAUUUCAAGAAAUCAAAUUUAGUCCCUUCCCAAGUUCUAGAAUAUCUGGGAUUCAAGAUAGACUCCAGUAUAAUGACACUCUCCUUACCAUUAGAGAAGACAAAGAAGAUAAGAACAAUUUGUCAAGAGGUUUUCAGUUCAAAUCCUGUUUCAGUAAGGAAAUUGUCAGAAGUGAUAGGAAAUCUCACAGCAAGCAUUCAAGCAGUAUACCCAGCCCCAUUACAUUAUCGCCAUCUACAAAUGGCAAAGAACCAAAUUUUCAGUCAAUAUCAAGAUUACAAUGCUCAAGUCUUGUUAACUCUAGAAGCCCAGAGAGAUCUACUAUGGUGGAUUCACCAUUUAAACGACACAAAUGGGAAGAGUAUUGUAAUGAAUCAGCCAUCAGUAGUUAUACAGACAGAUGCAAGCAAUCUAGGUUGGGGGGCAACUUGCAAAAAUGUCAGAAUAGGGGGUGCAUGGUUACAAAGCGAGAUUCAUUAUCACAUAAAUGUUCUAGAGCUUUUACCAAUAACACAUGCAGUAAAGGCAUUUCUGAAACAAGAAACAAACAUGGUUGUUCUUAUUCAAACAGACAACAAAACAGCAAUGACUUGCAUCAACAAAAUGGGUGGAACAGUAUCCAAGGUGUGCAAUCAGUUAGCAUUAGAUCUCUGGGAAUGGUGUCUGAAAAAGAGUAUCUCAAUGAGAGCGGGAAAGGAAAAUGUCAUAGCAGACUAG
Molecule: messenger RNA, 831 nt
Organism: Saccostrea cuccullata (small rock oyster)
Lineage: Eukaryota; Metazoa; Mollusca; Bivalvia; Ostreida; Ostreidae
Exons: 1
Coding region: 1-831 (276 amino acids)
Source: RefSeq, a predicted model, not a curated record